Eimeria mitis is the source of this 510-nucleotide messenger RNA. RefSeq lists its product as uncharacterized. NCBI's taxonomy places the organism in Eukaryota, Apicomplexa, Conoidasida, Eucoccidiorida, Eimeriidae. Bases 1 to 510 code for a protein of 169 amino acids. The transcript has a single exon. The record is from RefSeq and is a predicted model, not a curated record.
AUGCGGGACGCACCCUGGAUGUUUCCUUCGCUCCUGCAGCAACCAACCACCAGCAGCAGCAGCAGCAGCAGCAGCAGCAGCAGCAGCAACAGCAGCAGCAGCAGCAGCAGUACAGAUUUCGCAGCAGCAGAUACCUUCAAAGCCAAGGGGCCCCCACCACCAACUCAGGGGGCCCCCCAGGGGCCCCCACCCUCAACCUCUACUAAGGGGCCCCCACCACCGGCUAAGGGGCCCCCCCCAUCAACCAAGGGGCCCCCCCCACCAACCGGGGGGCCCCCACCGUCAACCAAGGGGCCCCCCGCACCAACCAAGGGGCCCCCUUCUGCAACUAAGGGGCCCCCACCACCAACCAAGGGGCCCUCCCCCUCAACCAAGGGGCCCCCCCCACCCAGUAAGGGGCCCCCACCACCGGCUAAGGGGCCCCCACCACCGGCUAAGGGCCCCCCCCCCUCGAGCAAGGGGCCCCCCCCAAAGCUGAAGGGGCCCCCACCAUCAGGCAAGGGUCUUUGA